AGCGCGUUAGCGCGUUCCACGCACCUUGCGGUGUGGAACGUUCCGGCAACGUGGUCUGGGUUUUUUUGCAGGAAGGCGAGUGAGUUUGUGCUUGGUCAGGCGCGGCCUUGCGGGCCGCAGGUUUGGUCUUUUUUUUCCUGGUGUUAGAGCUCGCGGCAGGCCGCGCCGCGCCCGGACCCGGCCUCAGCAUGUUGGUGCUGUUUGAAACGUCCGUGGGCUACGCCAUCUUUAAGGUUUUGAAUGAGAAGAAACUUCAGGAGGUUGAUAGUUUGUGGAAAGAAUUUGAAACUCCAGAGAAAGCGAAUAAAAUAGUAAAGCUAAAACAUUUUGAGAAAUUUCAGGAUACGGCAGAAGCAUUAGCAGCAUUCACAGCUCUGAUGGAGGGCAAAAUCAAUAAGCAACUUAAGAAAGUUCUGAAGAAAAUAGUAAAAGAAGCACAUGAACCCCUGGCUGUAGCUGAUGCUAAACUAGGAGGGGUCAUAAAGGAAAAGCUAAAUCUCAGUUGUAUCCAUAGUCCUGUAGUUAACGAACUUAUGAGAGGAAUCCGUUCACAGAUGGAUGGAUUAAUCCCUGGGGUAGAACCACGCGAAAUGGCAGCUAUGUGUCUUGGAUUGGCACACAGCUUGUCCCGAUAUAGACUGAAAUUUAGCGCUGAUAAAGUAGACACAAUGAUUGUUCAGGCAAUUUCCUUAUUAGAUGACUUAGAUAAAGAACUAAACAACUACAUUAUGCGGUGUAGAGAAUGGUAUGGCUGGCAUUUCCCUGAAUUAGGAAAAAUUAUUUCAGAUAAUUUGACAUACUGCAAGUGUUUACAGAAAGUUGGCGAUAGGAAGAAUUAUGCCUCAGCCACGCUUUCUGAAUUGCUGCCGGAGGAGGUGGAAGCAGAGGUGAAAGCUGCUGCGGAGAUAUCUAUGGGGACGGAGGUUUCAGAAGAGGACAUCUGCAACAUUCUGCACCUCUGCACUCAGGUGAUUGAAAUCUCAGAAUAUAGAACCCAGCUCUAUGAAUAUCUACAAAAUCGAAUGAUGGCCAUUGCACCCAAUGUUACAGUCAUGGUUGGGGAACUAGUUGGAGCACGGCUUAUUGCUCAUGCAGGUUCUCUUUUGAAUUUGGCCAAACAUGCAGCUUCUACCGUUCAGAUACUUGGAGCAGAAAAGGCGCUCUUUAGAGCCCUCAAGUCUAGACGAGAUACCCCUAAAUAUGGUCUCAUUUAUCAUGCUUCACUUGUAGGCCAGACAAGUCCCAAACACAAAGGAAAGAUUUCUCGAAUGCUGGCUGCCAAAACUGUUUUGGCUAUCAGGUAUGAUGCUUUUGGUGAAGAUUCCAGUUCUGCGAUGGGAGUUGAAAACAGAGCCAAAUUGGAGGCCAGGUUGAGGACCUUGGAAGAUAGAGGGAUAAGGAAAAUAAGUGGAACAGGAAAGGCAUUAGCAAAAGCAGAAAAAUAUGACCAUAAAAGUGAAGUGAAGACUUAUGAUCCUUCUGGUGACUCCACACUGCCAACCUGUUCUAAAAAACGCAAGAUAGAACAAGUAGAUAAAGAGGAUGAAAUUAUUGAAAAGAAGGCAAAAAAAGCCAAGGUUAAAAUUAAAGUUGAAGAGGAGGAGGAGGAGGAGGAACAAGAAGAAGGAGGAGUACUAGUGGUGGAAGAACAGGAGACAUCUGUGAAGAAGAAGAAGAAAAAGGACAAAAAGAAACACAUUAAGGAAGAACUGCUUUCUGAGGAAGAACCAUGCACCAGCACAGCAGUUCCUAGUCCAGAGAAAAAGAAGAAAAAGAAGAAAAAGAGAGAGAAUGAAGACUAAUGGAAGGGAACCAUCAUUGAAUCUGGAUUGAACCUGGAUAUAUCAUGCUUAAGAUUCAGUCAGGAAUAUACCAGAGAUGUUGUCUGAAGUAAUGGAGGGGAGGUUGAAUGAAACACAGUGAUUAAUCAUCUAAAGCUUUUCAAACCUAUUCGUGUCUUGAUGGCAACUCUGUUAAACUUUAUCAUGUCAUUAUUUCUUAGAGUCUGCUAUACAAAUAAAAAUGUUUUCUUUGUA
Messenger RNA from Diceros bicornis minor, 2036 nucleotides. RefSeq names its product NOP58 ribonucleoprotein (gene NOP58). The transcript has 15 exons. NCBI's taxonomy places the organism in Eukaryota, Metazoa, Chordata, Mammalia, Perissodactyla, Rhinocerotidae. Gene Ontology annotation, molecular function: snoRNA binding. Gene Ontology annotation, cellular component: small-subunit processome; box C/D methylation guide snoRNP complex. Bases 189 to 1802 code for a protein of 537 amino acids. The record is from RefSeq and is a predicted model, not a curated record.